Molecule: messenger RNA, 3303 nt
Organism: Cuscuta campestris
Lineage: Eukaryota; Viridiplantae; Streptophyta; Magnoliopsida; Solanales; Convolvulaceae
Source: the annotation of a GenBank genome assembly
CCCAAAACCCUUAUUCCUUCUUCGUCGUUUCAUACUUUCAUCCCCGGGACGGCAAGACUGGGCGAGCUCCAUUGUCGGCGCCAAUCGACUCUCUCCAUCGCCGACUUCACUGUUUCAUCCUUCGUCGAACAUUCGGAACUUCUUCAGCAAUCUGUUUGUAAUGGAGAAGGUAAAGAAAUCGCAGAAAUCGUCAACUAAACCUGCAGAGGACAUCAACGUUCUGAAAAAUGAAAUCGCUUCGUUUGCUUCAUCCAUCGGCCUCUCCUCCUUUCCGUCUGCCACUUCCGGCUUCGAUGACUCCGAUUUCCGGAAGCCCGGCCCGUCCAAAACUAUCAAUAAGCCACCAGCUAACCAGAAGCCAUACAAACAGAGGGAGAAUGUCAAGGGAAACAAUGACAACAUGAAUUUCAAGCAGAAUAAGAUGGCUCAACCUAAGCAGAAUCCGUUAGACUUCAAUGCUGUUAAUAAUUUGACGAAGAGUUUUGAUAAAUACAAGGGCCUUCCGAAGCUUCCCCUCAUGAAAACCAGUGCAUUGGGAGUGUGGUACGAGGAUGCUGCUGAACUGGAGGAAAAGGUGAUUGGGAAGAAGAAGGUUGAGUUCAAGAGCGUUGAAGAAUGGAAGGCAUUAGUGCAGAGGAAACAAGAGCUGGGUGAGAGGUUAAUGGCUCAGUUCGCAGCUGACUAUGUGUCCUCUAGUGGAGAUACGAAAAUGCUAUCUAACACCCAGAGGUCAGGGACAGCUGCAGAUAAGGUGUCUGCUUUUUCCAUCAUGAUUGCUGACAAUCCUGUUGCAAAUUUGAGGUCGCUGGAUGCUCUUUUGGGAAUGGUCACAUCUAAAGUUGGAAAGCGACAUGCACUCACAGGUUAUGACUCUUUGAGAGAACUCUUUGUUUCCAGUCUUUUACCUGAUCGCAAAUUGAAGACGCUCUUUCAGCGGCCUCUAAAUCAUGUCCCUGACACAAAGGACGGCCACUCUCUUUUGCUCUUAUGGUAUUGGGAGGAUUGCUUGAAGCAAAGGUAUGAAAGGUUUGUUAUUGCUCUCGAAGAAGCUUCAAAAGAUGUGUUAGAUGCCCUUAAGGACAAGGCAUUGAAGACCAUUUAUGUGUUGUUGAGGAGCAAAUCCGAACAAGAACGCCGCCUGCUCACUUCUCUAGUAAACAAACUUGGAGAUCCUAAUAGCAAAGCUGCAUCUAAUGCUGAUUAUCACCUGCUAAAGCUCCUCGGUGAGCAUCCUAAUAUGAAGGGUGUGGUGAUUAAUGAAGUAGAUACUUUUCUUUUUCGCCCUCAUCUUGGAAUGAGAGCCAAGUACCAUGCCGUUAACUUUCUAAGCCAAAUUCGAUUGAGUAACAAUGGAGAUGGGCCUAAGAUAGCCAAACGUUUGAUAGAAGUAUAUUUUGCCCUUUUUAAGGUAUUGAUUUCUGAGGCGGAUAAAGGACACAAGAAGAACAAAGAGAAUGCAGGAAAAAAAUUGGAGGAUAAUGUAAAAGAUAGUGAAUUGGACAAUACAUCUGGAUUGCAUGUUGAGAUGGAUUCACGGAUAUUGUCAGCCCUUUUAACCGGUGUCAACAGAGCCUUCCCAUAUGUUGCAAGUAAUGAAGCUGAUGAGAUCGUUCAGAUCCAGACACCUAUAUUGUUUCAGCUGGUUCAUUCUAAGAGCUUCAAUGUUGGGGUUCAAGCGUUAAUGUUACUUGAUAAGAUCUCAUCAAAAAAUCAAGUUAUUAGUGAUAGAUUUUACCGCGCCUUGUACUCAAAGCUUCUACUACCAGCUGCUAUGAAUUCUUCAAAGGAAGAAAUGUUUUUUGGCCUGCUUCUAAGGGCCAUGAAAAAUGAUAUAAAUUUGAAGCGUGUUGCUGCUUUUGCAAAGCGUUUGUUACAGGUUUCUAUACAGCAGCCGCCACAAUAUGCAUGUGGGUGUCUUUUCCUUCUCUCUGAAGUCCUCAAAGAAAAGCCUCUUUGGAACAUGAUGCUCCAAAGAGAAUUUGUUGAUGACGAUCUUGAACAUUUUGAAGAUGUUAAAGAAGACGAAAAUCAAGCAAGUCCUACAACAAAUAGAACGACUGACACUGAGGAUACUCACUCAGAUGAUGAAAUAGAUGAAGAAUGCUCCUCUCUCGAUGAAGACUAUUUUGACUCCAAAGAUGAUGGUCAGCUAGAUGACUUGUUUCUGAAAAAUGGUUUAGAUGAACCUAUGAAAUCUACACCAAGCUCCGACCUUUACAAAUUUGAAGCCCAAACUUCAAAUGGAAGUCUUUUGAUUCCAGGUGGUUACAACAUUCGGCACCGAGAGCCUUCUUUCUGCAAUGCAGAUAGAGUUAGCUGGUGGGAGCUCAUUGUAUUGGCUUCGCAUGCCCAUCCAUCAGUUGCUACCAUGGCAAGAACACUGCUCUCAGGGGCCAACAUUGUUUACAAUGGGAAUCCCCUUAAUGAUCUUUCCCUCACUGCAUUCUUGGACAAAUUCAUGGAAAAGAAACCAAAACAAAGCACGUGGCAUGGUGCCUCCGACAUUCAACCUGUCAAGAAGACUGAGAUGAACUUCAAAUUGUUUGGGAAAGAUAUACUGUCUUUAGCCGAGACAGAUGUUCCGCCAGAGGAUCUUGUUUUCCAUAAGUUCUAUGUGAACAAGAUGAAGUCUUCAAAGAAACCUAAGAAGAAGAAGAACAAGGACGAGGAUGACGUGGCUGAUGAGCUAUUAGAUGGGUAUGGCAGUGAUCCUGAUGAAGACUUUGCCGCAGAUGAGAGUGACAAUGAAGAACUUGACAACAUAUUGGACUCUACCGAUGCCGAUCUUGAGGAGUACGAUUAUGAUGACUUGGACAAAGUCGCUGAUGAAAGCGGCGAUGAGUUGAUCAAUGAUGAUGAUGAUGAUGUUGUUGAUGAUGCUGAUGAUGAUGAUGAUGCAGUGAAUAUCCCACCGGAUGUGUCAGAUGGGGACGACGGCCAUGAUCGUCCGAAAAAGAAACUGAAGCCACUCAAACGUAAGACAACAUCCCCUUUUGCUUCACUUGAGGAGUAUGAGCAUCUCCUAGACGAUGAAGACGAAGGCCCUAAAGACAAACCAAGUAGAGAAAAGAAAAGUAAGGACAAGAAGAAGAAGCAGAAGGUAUCCUUAUGAGUUCUUGCACCCUUCUGUUCUGAGAUAUCUCUAUUCGCCUCAUGUAAGCUUUCCCAAUUUUGAGUUUUUGUUUUCCCUUCUUGUUGCCAGUCUUUUUUUAAAAGUUAGCAUGUAACAUUAAUAUGAUAACAAGGAAAUCUUUGGUUCACGAGAUUCUUGUUAGCAUGUAAAAUUAAAUUUUCAUCUUAAAU